Molecule: messenger RNA, 1578 nt
Organism: Eubalaena glacialis (North Atlantic right whale)
Lineage: Eukaryota; Metazoa; Chordata; Mammalia; Artiodactyla; Balaenidae
Product: ADP-ribosylation factor-like protein 6-interacting protein 1
Exons: 1
Coding region: 76-687 (203 amino acids)
Source: RefSeq, a predicted model, not a curated record
GUUGUCGUGAGUGCCUCUGAGGAAGGCAGGUUUUUGGGGGCGUCUUGCGCUCGCUGAGGGGGCACCUCGGGAACAAUGGCGGAAGGAGAUAAUCGCAGCACCAACCUGCUGGCUGCAGAGACUGCAAGUCUGGAAGAGCAGCUGCAAGGAUGGGGAGAAGUGAUGCUGAUGGCAGAUAAAGUCCUCCGAUGGGAAAGAGCCUGGUUUCCACCUGCCAUCAUGGGUGUGGUUUCUUUGGUGUUUCUGACUGUCUACUAUCUAGAUCCAUCCGUUCUGUCAGGUGUUUCCUGUUUUGUUAUGUUUUUGUGCUUGGCUGACUACCUUGUUCCCAUUCUAGCGCCUAGAAUUUUUGGCUCCAAUAAAUGGACCACUGAGCAACAGCAGAGAUUCCAUGAAAUUUGCAGCAAUCUAGUAAAAACUCGACGCAGAGCUGUGGGCUGGUGGAAACGCCUCUUUACGCUAAAGGAAGAAAAGCCUAAAAUGUACUUCAUGACCAUGAUCAUUUCUCUUGCUGCGGUUGCUUGGGUGGGACAGCAAGUCCACAACCUCCUUCUCACCUACCCGAUAGUGACUUUCUUACUCUUGCUUCCUGGACUAAACCAACAUGGAAUCAUUUCGAAGUACAUUGGAAUGGCCAAAAGAGAGAUAAACAAGCUUCUCAAACAAAAAGAAAAGAAACAUGAAUAAUGCAUCUGCUUUACUCAGUGUGAUUAAUGGCGUAUACAUUGUCCUUGGGGACAGUGUCUGUUAUGCUGUCUGGAUACUAAAAUGUUACAGAUGUAGCUCUUUGCUGUCCCUCAUUCUGCCCUUAAUUAGUAGAAAUUCCGACUUGCCAAGUAAGGCUUUACACCCAGUGUCUUCAAGGGUUUGUUGUCAUCAGCUGGCCUUAUAUGGACAACUCAUUCAUCAUUACCACUUGUCUUGGUUUUUCUCACCCAGGGUUAAUUGAACUCUUACCUUUAAAAUAAUAUAGUGGUGAACUUCAUCCUUUAGUACAGUUAACAGUGGCUUGGGAUAACUGUUCAAGUUGAUCUUUGCUUUAGCUGGAUACAAGAUCGUGGUCUGUGACUACAGGAAGCUGGUUCUACUGUCUGCUUCCACACUCUGCUUAAACAACUGCCUGGCUUCGUGAAUAUACAAACCAAGUUUACCACUUCUGAUGAAGAGACCAGUUAAGAUUCAUUCCUCAUUCUGUUUCGAUACUGUGGGAGAAGAAUCCUCAUGGAAUAAAAUGAAAGUAAUUCCAUGGCCUAGUAUGUGUUGGCUUCUCCCUUGUGCAGAAUUUAGCAAUUUGUUGGAAACAUUGAUCCUUCCUCCCAAAUGGGGAAUCUGACAGGCUUAGAACUCUUGUUCCCGUGCACUUAAACUUGAAGUUAGUACAUCCUUAAGGGCUUUUUAGUAGCAGGCUUACGCAAGAUGGUAUUUAGGAUUUUUAGCAUACUUUUAAUUUCAGAUUUUCAGCUAACUGAAACUAAAGUACAUAAUAGGUUAAGAGUCAUGUCUAUGACCUUCACUCCAAGACCAGCCAAUAAAGAACAAAACUCAUCCUGUGUUUAGUCAAGAUUCAUUUCAGUAGAA